GUGGGGAGGGACAAACCAGGCGUACCGGGAAAUCAGCCGAGAGGAGAGCGAACGCUGAGCCCUCUGCCCAGCCCUGUGCCGGGCCCCGCUGCCGGGGCUGGCCCUGCUGGGCGGCCGGGGCUGCCGGUCGCGGCGGGACCUGCCCCGGCCGGUGCCGCUCGGCCCGGCCCCGCUGCUCACACCCUGCCUGGCUGCACCGUCCGCCUGCCAGCGCGGCCCUUCCCCUUCGCCCGCCGAUGUUUACCCCGCGACCGGCUUCUUGCUCCCAAGGCCGAGAAGGCUUUUGGGCCUGUGCUGUUCAGUGAAGGUGAAGAAGCCCCACGCAGGCUCUUGGUGCGGUUGUUUAUCCAAGUCCGCAGCUGUUGAUGACAGGAGGGCUGGAUCGGGCUGAACCGGGAGUCCUGGGCCCUCCGGAGGGCUGUGUGACAGGCUGGCCUGCAAAAAGGGGGUUCUGUGCAACUGACAGGUGCCUGGAAGGACGUGGUAUUUCUGGGAGGAAAACCACCCCGGGAUGUUUUAUCCUGUCACUCCUAUUUUUUACUUUGUCAUCCCAGGAGCCUCGUCUGCCCCGGGGGGGGUGGAAGGCUGAUGGCAGUGGUGACUGUCACUGCAGUCACGGUGGAACUGGGGCUUCCAGGCCCUGCCGUGGCAUUGUUGUGCUGCUCCAGGGAGGAAGCCAGAGCAUGUGGCCCAGAGAAUGCUGAAAAAAGUAUGUCUCCAUCAUGCAGGUGAAUCCUGGGACAGCGAAAGAAAUCACAGUUGUAUCAUUCAAUGUGUAGAAUAAACAAACCCUAAGCCAGCUGCUCCCACCAACCCUAAUUCUGUGGGUACCAGCUCAACACUUUAUUGACCUCAUAGGAAGCUGUGUGUUUUUGUCAGGUCUUGAGUUGUCUUCCUGAAUGUUUUUCUUACUGUGUUUCUUGGCAGCUCUUUGAACGAUUUCUGUAUUAAAUCCUUAGAAAAAACAUUUUCAUGUCAUCUUCAGAGACUUAACAGUGAUGGUGUUUUAGUGCUACAUGUUAUUGGCAGACUUAGCUUUAGUCCAUUAAUGAAUGCAUCAGAAAGAUGUAUCAUAAUCUGUCAUAAGUAAUCCAUAAUCAGGCUCUACCCUUCAUGUUAGUGAUGUAUUCCAGCUGACAGGCUCAUGGCCACUUUGUGCAAGCUAAUUUAAUCUUUAAAUCAUAUUGGUUUUUCCAUUUGAUAAGACUAGUAAGAGGUUUGAAUUGGUAGGCAGGGUGGUUUUAGCAAAGAGCUGACAGUUUGCUAUCUUUUAAAGCACUGUUCACAAAUGCUCUUCAAGUUCAUCAAGUCUCAGUGACUACAGAGACUAUAAUAAUUUCCUGGAAGGCAAGUAAUUUGUUCCUCUUGUAAAACUUGGACAGGUAUGUCUGUUUGAUACGUCUUUCGUGGAUAUCGUGAUACCUUUCUGUGUUUACUGGGUUGUUUUUUUUAAUUCCUUUGCUUCAGGUUGAAAAGAUGGGAAAUGCAGAAAGCAAUGUCUAUCAGAAUCACCUUUCCAGAUUUCUUCCUGAGGAGCAGUCUGACAUCGAUCGACUGUUUGAUACCUUAUCAGGAUCAAGUGGCUCAGCUGGAGAAAAAAAUGCCAAAGCUACAAAGAAAACUGUGACUCUGGCAGCACUGCAGGCGUAUAUUCGGGAGCCAUUACCAGAGCAAAUGAGUGCUCGGUUAUACAAUGGAAUGAGAAGUAUCGACCUGACUGGGAAAUCAUCUGGGCUGUGUGAACAGAUUGCUAAGGAGCAAUUUGUAAUUUUUAUGUCAAACCUCUUAAAAGGAAAUGCAGAUGAGAAGAUUACCAUAAUAAUGAGAAUGAUCUCCAAGACUGAAGGGCCUGUGAAGGGCAAACAAAUCCAAGAGUUCACAGAGGAUCUGAUCAUGUCCGUAGUCCAUGUACUGAACUACAGAAAGGAACUGAAAGGUUGGAGUUUGGAGAAUACUAGGGAUUCUACAAUUGGAAUAAAGGCUCUGGCUUCCCAGCUGCUCUCAGAAUUGAAGCUUGCAGAUGGGACAAAACCUGCAGGUCCUCAGCUGAUGGAGACAAGUUUUGAUGAACAUGCCAUUCAAGAUUGGGUGUAUCAAGUUCCACAGAUCUCAGUGUUCCUCAGUGUUGUUAUCAGGCAAGGCCUCCAUGUUCUGCAUUCUCUCCCAGACCAAACCAAAGACAUAGUCAACCUGCUUCCAGGCUGCAAAGGCAUCAAGGGAAGAGGAGUUGUCAGUCUCUUUGACAUCCCAUCCAUCAUUUACAUCAACUCCCAUCUGCCUGCAGAGCUACAGCACAAGUGGCAGCUUUUAUUUUCUUCUAGACUUCAUGGAGAAAGCUUUUCACAGUUAUGUGCACAUAUAGUGAACAAAGGUCCUUGCAUAGUGAUCUUAAAGGACUUAGAUGGUUAUAUCUUUGGUGGGUUUGCAUCUCACACCUGGGAGGUGAAGCCACAGUUUCAAGCACCAGAAGGGUCCUUAGGACAAGCUAAACUUUUUGUUCCUUUGAAACCCCCGGGGAGAAGAGAAGGUUUUUUUGGUGACAACAGAUGCUUUCUGUUUUCUGUUUUCCCCUCUCUUGCUGUAUACACAUACACAGGGUAUAAUGAUCACUACAUGUAUUUGAACCAUGGCCAACAAACUAUGCCAAAUGGACUUGGCAUGGGUGGACAACACGAGUACUUUGGACUCUGGAUAGACAGUGACUAUGGGAAGGGCCACAGUAAAGCAAAACCUCGAUGCACCACCUACAACAGCCCCCAGCUGUCAGCCAAGGAGGAUUUCACACUAGAUGCCAUGGAAGUCUGGGCAGUGGGAGACCUCCCUGAACAUACUGGGACCAAAGGUAAGAAGAGUAUCCUGGAUGUAGAUCCUGAGGCCCAGGCCUUACUGGAAAUGAUUGGAAAACCACGUCAGAGCGAAGGGCUACGGGAGCCCCUUGAAGAGGAUGAGGACAACUAAAAGAAUCACAUUAACAUUAAAAACCUUUUUUGCUGUUGUGGGUUUUUUUUCCCCUCUCCUGAUUCUUAAUGUUCCUUGGACAGCACUUUUUUUUCCCUACAUGUACCUGAUUAUCUGGGACAAAGCUUAAGCCAUGUAUUUAUGUAAUAAUUAGGUCCAAUACAAUAUCCUGCCUGGAGGGGUUUUUUAGGGAGGACAGAAAAAUUAACUAGGUACUUAAUGAUGAGACAUCUCUAAUUUCUAGCUGAAUAAUAAUUUCCUAGUAUUCCUGAGAGAUCCUGUCUGCUUACAGAAUGAAAAACAUAAGUUAUUGACAUUAUGGCUUACUGGAGAAUUUACAUAUAUUUAUAGAGAGAUUGUUCAAGACACUGAUUAAGGCUCUUAUACCUCAGCUGCACAUAUUUAUUUGCAUGCAAUGAAAUUAAUCAGUGAAGCUUGCAAAUUUUAAGUAUAUCUUAUAUUGGUAAACACAGAAUAGUCCACAUGACUCCCAUCUGAAAGAUGCUAUUGCAUUGCUCCACUUACAGCAUUAAAUGUCAUGUUUUCCAAGUCAGAUUUUCAGUGACUCUUAAGUGUUAUAGCAUCCAGUUUUAUAACGCUACACCUUAGUGCACUUCACUUAAGAUGUUUCUGCACAAAUUUGCCUAUUGCUCUUUAAUCUUAAUAGAACAGAACCCCUUUGUCCUAAGAAUGUGCCAUACCUCCAGCAGAAAUUCUCUAGGGGAGGUCCCUUCUUUAGUAGCCUCACUUGCCACUGGAGUUAAGGUUCAGGGUGUGAAAAGGAUUAAGAAGCAUCCACAGUUAAUUGGGAAUAUCUGCAGAUACCUUGUAAAAAAAUAAUAAAGAAAUCAGGGUUACGUCUGCAACAUGUUUAAAGAAGACUGCUGUACACUUUAGUCCACACAAUCAUUACAGUAUUAUGGAAAAAAAGGCCUGCAAUAUGAAAUGUAGUUAGUGGGUUGGAGUUUUUGCUCUGUUGGCUCUUUACCUGUUUUGUCAAGUCUCUUAUACUCAGGGCUUUUUUUACUUGAAUCUGUUCACAACUAUCAAGUCAUGAUUAGUUUGAUCUUGCUAAUUCUGUGUGUAACAAACCUGUCAAAAAUAAACCUGAUUUCUAGCAGGGAUUGUAAUUUCUUACUCAGCAAA
Apus apus (common swift) is the source of this 4104-nucleotide messenger RNA. RefSeq names its product MTOR associated protein, eak-7 homolog (gene MEAK7). Gene Ontology annotation, biological process: TOR signaling. The record is from RefSeq and is a predicted model, not a curated record. Bases 1477 to 2958 code for a protein of 493 amino acids. The transcript has 8 exons. NCBI's taxonomy places the organism in Eukaryota, Metazoa, Chordata, Aves, Apodiformes, Apodidae.